This is a messenger RNA of Chondrus crispus (carragheen), 1845 nucleotides long. RefSeq names its product Gal-2,6-Sulfurylases I. The record is from RefSeq and is a predicted model, not a curated record. The transcript has a single exon. Bases 1 to 1845 code for a protein of 614 amino acids. Lineage: Eukaryota; Rhodophyta; Florideophyceae; Gigartinales; Gigartinaceae. Gene Ontology annotation, molecular function: oxidoreductase activity.
AUGGGGCUCACCUACGUUCUUUUGUCUGUUCUUGUCUUACAAGCAACCCACGCACUUGCCAAAGAGGGAUGCGAGACCGCUAUAGUUGGAGCCGGAAUUGGUGGCGCUUAUUCUGCCUUCCGUUUGGCAAGCCCAUCAGUCUGUAUCUUUGAAGCCAACCGUCGCCCAGGAGGGCGCAUCUUGACCGUUCGGGAUCCAAGCGCCUCGUUUCUGAACUUCACUAUUGACCUUGGUGCGUAUCGCUACCAUCGUGCACACCAUCGUCUUGUCCGCCUCGUUGCUGAAGACCUACUCAACCUUCCUGUGGCUUGCUAUACGGACUUGCUCAACAACCGAAAAGAUUGUCCGGACGCGACGAUUCGUCUCUUUUCAACUCGAGGGAACGUGCUUGGAGCUCUUGGAGGCCGGAUUGCUCAAGACUUAAUAAAGAAGUACGGACCGUUCCUGCCAUAUGUGAUUCAGAGGAGCUUUCGGUGGGGACAAGGAAAGCCCUUGAAGGAAAGACGGACAAUGUCUGGGUUGCUAAUCGGGCCAAACUCAGUAAUCAAAGAGAUCCGAGAUCGCGUUGAGGAGCUUGAGAAAGAGGAAGACUAUGCGAAAGCGAUGCAGAUUGCGGACGAAAUCAUUGCGGCAAUGCAAGAUGGCUCGUACAGAGGCAUCCCGUAUUCAGAGAUCAGUUUGAUGCAAGUCGCGAUCCGUGAAGGCUUUACGACAGAGGAGAUGCAACUGGAAACGGACUUCUCAUUUCUCAGCAGUGUGGAAAGGCGGCAGACGCUAGAAUACAACGGGCAGCUUUCAAUCAGGCAAAUGGCACUAGAAAAGGGACUUAUAGGGCUUAACAAUCUAGUGACGCCGAUGGAGAAGCGGCGUGGAGUGCUACGUAGAGCGGGCAUGAUCACGCUCGUGGACGGCCUGCUUGAGCGGGCGAUGAAGGGCGGUGUGCAGGUACAAUAUGGGAAGAAGGUCGUGAGAAUUACGCGCACCGGAAAUGAGAAGAGGCCUAUAAGACUCAAGUUCGAGGACGGCGGGAUGGUAGAAGUGAAGAACGUGAUUCUCAACAUUGGCAAGCCGGGGCUGAUUGCUCUUGGGCUGGACUCGGAGCCGAUGAUGAGCACCAAGGAGCCUUUCCGGCGAGCGGUCGAGCGAAACUUUGUGCUGAGCUUAUCCAAGACGUAUUGUUUCUGGGAAGACGCGUGGUGGUUGACAAAGUUGGGGCAACGGGAUGGGCGUAUUCAGGUUCCUUCAGAUUCGAUGCAGUCAAUGCGAUACCACGAUGGACACGUCGUGUGCAAGGACGAGAGAAGGCUUAAAAGUUGCCGUGGCGGAUUGCUCGCGUCGUACUCGGGGGGCGAUCAGAUGGGGCUUGGGGCUGCUUUGCAUGCGCACGUGCAUAAUGCUAAACCGUACACACCGCUGACAAGCAGUGACAACGUAGUGAAAUUGAUUCCAGGGAAGAUGUCUGGAGUAGAGCAAGUAUACUUUGAUGACCUGCACGCACAAAUCAAGCGUGUGCACAAGAGGUCGGUGGAGCGGAAGGGGCUUGACGUGGACAAGGUGAUUUCCAAGCCGGCUAUGUGCCUAUUUGCGGAUUGGCGGGAGGUGGGUACUCAUGCGGCCAUGGGGCCGGGAAAAGGAAGAACGAAUGUGUACGAGUUGUACGCUAAACCGGUUAGUGAUUUGAGAAUCGCACUGGUAAACGAAGCGUGGAGUGGGGACCAAGGGUGGGCGGAGGGGAGCUUGAGAAGCGCAGAGCGGGCGCUGUUCCACCAAUUCGGAAUGGAGAAGCCAGAGUGGAUGGAUAAGGAGUAUCACCGGUCGGUGAUUGAGAGGUACAACCAGGGGUGA